AUGAGUCUAAGCGUUGCAAACAGCAAGAGCCGGUCGAUGGCUAAGAUUCACUUAUGGAUCGAUAAUCAACAACAUACUUCAGAUAUUGUUUUCCCCAUUGUCAACAACGAAAGUGGUAUCACGGUCCAUGAAGCAUAUGGAGCAAACCCUGAGCUAGCAGUUCAAGCCGCGGAAAGUGCUAAUAGGGCAUUCUUCAGCUGGCGGAAGACUACUCCAUGGUAUCGACGCCAAAUGCUGCUCAAGGCCGCUGACUACUUACGGCACAAGCGAGAUCAAGUGGCGGAUUUAAUACGUCUCGAGACUCCUGCACCAGAUGUGACGAUUGAAAAGGUCAAUAUAGAUAGCUCCAUCGAGCUCCUGGAGGAGUUGGCUGGGGCCAUCACCAUCGCCAGCGCAGGAGUCGUGCCACACACUCGUGAUGCCAACACGAUGGCCAUGAUCAUCAAAGAACCAUACGGAGUCCAUUUGGGCAUUGCUCCGUGGAACGCGUCUCUGUUCCUAGCUAUGCGGGCUGUCUUGACACCCAUAGCCUGCGGCAACACCGCUAUCCUUAAAGCGUCCGAGUUCAGUCCAGCCAUUCAUCAGUGGAUUGGGAAAAUGCUUGCCGAUGUGGGAUUUCCUCCGGGCGUCCUCAACAUCGUGCAGCAUCGUCGGCAGGAUGCGCCCCAGGUCUUGGAGGCUUUGAUCGCCCACCGAGCGGUGAAAAAGGUCAAUUUCACCGGAAGUACCGCCGUCGGGAGUAUCGUGGCAGGCGUGGCAGCUCGAUACUGCAAACCGACCUUGAUGGAAUUGGGAGGCAAAGCCCCUCAGGUGGUUCUUGAGGAUGCAGAUCUGGAUGCUGCUGCCCAAGCUGCUGUUACUGGUGCCCUUUUACAUCACGGUCAAAUCUGCAUGUCUACAGAUGUUGUGAUCGCUCAUGCGUCCAUCGCGAAAAAACUAACAGAAAAGAUGGUCAGUAUCACGGCAUCCUGGCCCAUGACUUCUGCGGUGAGUGAAGCAGGAGUGGCAAAAACGGAGACCCUGAUUCGAGAUGCUCUUGCACACGGCUCCUCUUUGGCGAAUCCACCCCCGAACAACGACCAGGACUCCGUACUCCGAGAAGCACCUUCGAGGCUUCGUCCCGUUAUAUUGACCAAAGUCACCCCAAAGAUGCGCAUCUACCACGAAGAGAGUUUUGGGCCGGCAGUUUCAAUCCUCGAGUUCGACAGUGACGAUGAAGCUCUGAGGCUGGCCAAUGAAUCUAUUUACGGUCUCUCAGCCAGCAUUUUCACCGAGAAUGUCCCUCGUGCGUUGAGGAUUGCUAGACAGAUCGACGCUGGGGCUGUCCAUAUUAACUCAAUGUCCAUUCACGAUGAGCAACAACUCCCACACGGAGGCACAAAGUCAAGUGGUUGGGGUCGGUUUGGUGUUCCAUGGAGUUUCGAUGAAUUCCUCCAGCUCAAAACUAUCACGGUCACAUCCAAGUAUUUGGAAGCGUGA
Exophiala oligosperma is the source of this 1479-nucleotide messenger RNA. RefSeq lists its product as uncharacterized. The transcript is spliced from 4 exons. Bases 1 to 1479 code for a protein of 492 amino acids. Gene Ontology annotation, molecular function: succinate-semialdehyde dehydrogenase (NAD+) activity. The record is from RefSeq and is a predicted model, not a curated record. Lineage: Eukaryota; Fungi; Ascomycota; Eurotiomycetes; Chaetothyriales; Herpotrichiellaceae.